Molecule: messenger RNA, 1443 nt
Organism: Prunus armeniaca (apricot)
Lineage: Eukaryota; Viridiplantae; Streptophyta; Magnoliopsida; Rosales; Rosaceae
Source: the annotation of a GenBank genome assembly
AUGGCCGCCAUCAAAGAGUAUGCAAAGAAUGAUGCGCGGGAGGAGAUAAGAGAGCCAUUGGUGAGGGUGGAUAAUAACUUGGAUGCUGGAGAUGGAUCAGGUCAUGGAAGCACCAAAGGGGAUCAGUGGAUGGUUUACCUCAGCACAUUCGUUGCAGUUUGUGGCUCUUAUGAAUUUGGAUGUGGUGUGGGUUAUUCAUCACCUACUCAGUCUGCCAUCAGGAAAGAUCUCAAUUUAUCAUUAGCAGAGUAUUCAAUGUUUGGCUCCAUUUUGACAUUUGGUGCAAUGAUAGGUGCUAUCACAAUUGGCCCCAUCACAGAUUUUCUUGGUCGAAAAGGGGCCUUGAGAAUGUCCUGUGUUUUUUGUGUUGCAGGUUGGCUUGCUAUUUACUUUUCCAAGGGGGCUUUGUCUCUGGACAUUGGGAGACUGGCAACAGGGUACGGUAGCGGUGCCUUUUCAUACAUUGUACCUGUUUUCAUAGCUGAAAUUGCACCUAAAAAUCUUCGAGGAAGACUAACUGCUAUAAACCAGUUAAUGAUCGUUACCGGAGUGUCUGUCUCCUUCAUAAUUGGGGUAGUAGUCAGUUGGAGGGCUUUAGCAAUAAUUGGAAUUGUUCCCUGCGCUGUGAUCAUUUUUGGUCUCUUUUUCAUUCCUGAGUCUCCAAGAUGGUUGGCAAAGACAGGACGCCAGAGAGAUUUUGAAGUUGCACUGCAGAAACUUCGUGGCAAAGAUGCUGACAUAUCUCACGAAGCAGCAGAAAUCCAGGAAUAUAUAGCCUCUCUUGACCUGCUCCCUCAAGCCAAAUUGCUGGAUUUGUUUCAAAGAAGAUACUUGCGCUCAGUCAUUAUUGCAGUUGGGUUGAUGGUCUGUCAACAAUUGGGGGGAAUCAAUGGGGUCUGUUUCUAUGUCAGCAAUAUUUUUGAGCAAGCAGGCUUUUCUCCUAGACUUGGAACUAUAACCUACGCUAUUCUUCAGGUUGUGGUUACUGGCCUUGGCGCAGCCGUAAUGGAUAAAGCUGGAAGAAAGCCCCUAAUUUUGGCUUCUGCAUCAGGGUUGGUACUUGGCUGCGUCCUCAUUGCCACUUCAUUCUUUCUCAAGGUUCAUGGAUUGGCACUCAAGGCAUCUCCCAUCUUUGCGGUAGCCGGAAUAUUGAUCUUUAUAGGAUCCUUUUCAAUAGGAAUGGGAGCAGUUCCUUGGGUUCUGAUGUCGGAGAUAUUCCCUAUAAACAUUAAAGGACAGGCUGGAAGCUUAACAACGUUAGUGAACUGGCUUGGUGCAUGGUUGUGUUCCUACACUUUCAAUUUUCUUAUGAGUUGGAGCUCCUACGGUACCUUCAUUCUCUAUGCAGUAGUAAAUGUUCUGUCUGUGUUGUUCGUGAUUGUGAUAGUACCUGAAACAAAAGGGAAAACCCUGGAACAAAUCCAAGGAGCCAUUAACAAAUAG